GGUUGGGUGGGAGGGGGGGGGAGAUGGUACCGGUCCGUGUGAUGGUAUUUCAAAGGGUAACGGUAACGCGAGCGUUUACGAUGAAGCGUGAGAUGCAGUGCCGUGCGGCAUCACCGUAGAGAGCAUCAUCAUCAUCAUCAUCAUCAUCACCAUCAAAGAGGGAGAAGAGGAGGAGGAGGAGGACUCUCGAGGCUGAACGUGGAGGAUGCACCAUCACUGACCCACGGAUCGUUACCGGGAGGAGCGCGAACACAUACGUCCCUUACGGCGAACUAAUAUUAGCUCGGUUCGGGAUCCCCAUCUGAUGUGAAGCCGCCGGUAUGGACGGGUAGGCAGAGGAGGAGGCCGGCGACCAUCGGUGCAUAACGGAGGAGAGAGCCCGGGGACGUCGAGGAGUAGCAGGAUGAAUCCAGUGGAUGGAGCAGGAGAACCGGGCCCGGACGGCCUGGCGACGGCAGGGUCCAGUAAAGCAGAGUGCGUCCGGGCAGGUGACGUCCUGACAGUGCUCAGAGAGAAAGUGGCCUUUGUGUCAGGUGGACGAGACAAACGAGGAGGACCAAUCCUCACAUUCCCAGCCAGGACCAACCACGAGCGAAUAAAACAGGAAGAUCUGAGCCGACUGGUCACAUACCUGUCAACAAUACCAAGCGAGGACGUGCGUGCGCGAGGGUUCACAGUGGUGGUGGACAUGCGUGGUAGUAAGUGGGACAGCGUGAAGCCGGUGUUACGUACUUUGCAGGAGUCCUUUUCCUCCAACAUCCACAUAGCACUGCUCAUCAAACCGGAAACCUUUUGGCAGAAACACAAGACCAACCUGGGAAGUGCCAAGCUCAGCUUUGAGACCAGUCUAGUGUCCGUAGAAGGUCUGUCCCGGUUGGUUGACCCUUCUCAAUUAACGUCUGACCUUGGUGGCUCACUGGAGUAUGAUCAUGUGGAGUGGACUGAGUUGCGUCUGGGUCUGGAGGAGUUCUCAGGGGCUGCCACACAACUGCUGAGCCAAUUGGAUCAGCUGGAGGUUGGGCUGACCAGCAUACCGGAACCGCAGGAUGUGGAUGACUCCCGCAAAAUCCUUGAGGAACACAAUCGUCUCCGUAACACCAUCGCCACAGCCCCGAUUGACACCCUCAACCGAGAAGGGAGGAGCUUGCUCCAACGCAUGCGCCUGGGCCCCUCCCAUGGGGACAACUCGAACGAAAGCGGUGGUGGGAGCCAUGGCAGCUGGCUGUCAGGUGGGGCUGACUUCCAAAGUGUGGCGCCAAAGGUCUCCUCGCUACUGGACCGUCUCCAGGUUGCUCGUAGUCACCUGCUGCAGAGCUGGAGCGACACGAAGCUCCACCUAGAGCAGGCGCUGCAGUUACACCUUUUUGAGCAGGACGCCACCAAGAUGUCCGAGUGGAUCGCCCACAGUAAGGAGUUGUUCAUGCAGACUCUGGUGGAGGUCGGUCAGAACCAUCAGCACGCCGUUGACUUGCAAACACAACAUCAGCACUUCACCUCAAAUGUGAUGAACGGUAGUGUGAAUGUCGACAGUGUCGUUACUGUGGCAGCCAGGCUUGCAGAGGCUGGUCACUUUGGUGCAGAAAGGAUUGCCACGGUGUCCUCACAGCUACAAGAAGACUGGAAGUUACUGACCGCAGCACUGGAAGAGCGUAGCAACACAAUAGCCAUGGCAACUGGUUUCCACCAAGGGGCAGAGCAGUUCCUUCACAAAGCAGAGGUGUGGCUUCAGACCUAUACUGAGGCAUCGCUGCCAUUAGCAACGGCUGAGCUAGAGGAAGCUGUGAAAAAACACCAGGAGCUGAAUGAGGAGAUCUCUGCCAACUACACCCAGGUCAGUGAGAGUGGUAAAGCGUUGAUGGAUGUCCUAAACCGCUGCACAGUGACAGACAACAACGACACGCCACCUAAGCCAGACUUCACUGCCACCACACAUGGAAUCAUGGGAGUUCUGCACCAGGUCAUGCAGGGUCACCAUGACCUGGAGAAUGCAUGGCAACACCGCAAGCUACGCCUCCACCAGCGCCUUCAGCUGUGUGUGUUUCAGCAGGACGUCAGACAGGUGUUGGACUGGGUGGAGCAGCACGGCGAAGUAUUCCUCAACAAGCACAGUGGUGUUGGCAAGUCUCUGCACCGAGCGCGAGCUCUUCAGAAACGCCACGACGACUUUCAGCAAGUGGCUCAGAACACUUACACCAACGCAGAGAAGCUUCUGGAAGCAGCUGACCAACUAGCUCAGUCCGGCGAAUGUGAGGAGGAAGAAAUCUACCAGGCGGCCCGAGAAUUGGAGCUCCGCAUGCAGGCGUUCAUUCAGAAGGUGGAACAAAGGAAGAUGCUGCUAGACUUGGCUGUGUCUUUCUACACACACACCAAAGAGCUGUCGUCGUGGAUGGAAGGGCUUCAGAAGCAGCUCUCGGCUGACCUCUGCAUUGGUUCUGAAUCGGUGGAAGCUCUGCAGACACUCAUGAGCCAGCAACAACAGCAGCAGGCCAACACACAGGAGGCUGCAAUGAGUGUCAUCAGAGAAGGGGAAGACCUCAUCCUGCAACUCAGGCCCCAAGGCAGCUCAGUGGCCCAUGUGGAGUCGGUGCUGCAGCAACUGGAGGAGUUUCACGUUCAGCUGGAGGAAGUUUUCCAUCAGAGGAAGAUCCGAUUGGACGUUUACCUGCAAUUGCGUAUUCUACAACAGUGCAUAUUGGAGGUAACCGGUGAGAUGGAUGCCUGGAAGCAGGAGCUGCAAAAACAAUCCCAGGACCUUUCUGCUGAGAAGCGGCUAUCUGAAACAAACCAAGACAAGCAAGCACUCGGGCCAUCACGGCUAGCUGAAGCUAGCCCAGAGGCCCUUACGUUAGCACAGCAACGCAUUCACAGGCACAUGGAACGGAGGCUCGCAGUGAACAACAUGACCUAUGAGGUUGUACAGCAAGGUCACGACCUUCAGCAAUACAUCAGCGAGGUCCAAGCAACAGGAAUUGAGCUGUCAGAGGUGGAGGGCGAUCUCUCUUCUCAGGUGGAGGAGCUGCAACGCGUAAUGCUGGACAAACAGAAGGAACUGCAGCAGAUUGCAGAUCACACUCACACACACCUGGAGCAGAACCUGCAGCUUAGACACCUGCAGAACCAGGUCAAACAGGUGCUCGGUUGGAUCACUGAGGGCGAGGUCAUGUUGUCAUCCUGCAUGCUGAACUCCAGCUGUUUGUCGGAAGCUGAACAGUUGCAGAGGGAACAUGAGCGCCUCCAACAGGCCAUAGAGGCUCUCCUACAUGCUGACUCCCUGCAGAGGACCCACCAGGUGGCGCUGGCUCUACAGCAGAGAGCAGAACUGCUAGUCAGGUCAGGCCACUAUGAUCCAGAUGCAGUGAGGUCCUGUGCACAGACGGUGGCGCUGCAUUGGCAGACACUCAUGCUGCGGAUCGAAGACCGACUCAAACUGGUCAACGCAUCUGCCGCCUUCUACAGAACAUCGCAACAGGUAUGCGGUGUGCUGGAGAGUUUGGAGCAGGAGUACCGCAGGGAGGAGGACUGGUGCGGGGGUGGAGACAGACAGCCUGAGCAUCUCCUGCCUCUCAUUAGCAAACACAUGGAGCAGAAGGAGGCCUUUCUUAAGGCCUGCACGCUUGCAAGAAGGAACGCGGAGGUUUUCCUCAAGUACAUCCACCGCAACAGUGUCACCAUGGCGAAUAUCUCUGGCCACAAUGUCACCGUAUCGGGGGUUACUGAGGUGACUGGGCACUCACGGGUACCAGAACAACAGGUUAAAGGUAUCCUCAGCGAGUUGCUUCAGAGAGAAAAUAGAGUUCUCCAUUUUUGGACAUUAAAGAAGCGCCGACUGGAUCAGUGCCAGCAGUACGUCAUGUUCCAGAACCACGCCCAGCAGGCUCUGGAUUGGUUAGCGCAGUCAGGGGACCACUACCUAGCCACACACACGUCACCAGGGGUAACAGGGACUGAGACGCAGGAGUUACUGAACCAGCACCGACAAUUUUGUGUUUCGGCCAAGCACACCCAGGAAAAGGUUCACUUGCUCAUCCAACUGGCCGAGAGCAUGCUAUCUAAAGGCCACGCCCACCGCCUGGAGCUACGCCGUUGUGUUUCCGCUGUGGAUAAACGGUACCGGGACUUCACUGUCAGAAUGGGCCAGUAUCGUCACCUGCUGGAGACGGCGCUGGGAGGCUGCUCACAGGACAACAAGGACUUGGAACUCGAGUUGAUUCCCAACAGUCUGUCUGACUCAGACCCCGAGGUCAAUUUGUCAGACCCCAGCCACCAGGUCAGCGAUGAGAAGAGACGCUCAGCCCGCAAAAAAGAGUACAUCAUGGCGGAGCUUCUGCAGACGGAAAGAGUCUAUGUCCGAGACCUUCAAGAAUGCAUUGAGACAUACAUGUGGGAGAUGACAAGCGGCUCUGAGGACGUCCCACCCGGUCUUAACAACAGGGAUGAUGUGGUGUUCGGGAACAUCCAGGAUAUCUACGAGUUCCAUAACAGUAUUUUCCUGAAAGAGCUAGAGAAUUAUGAGCAGCUUCCUGAAGAUGUGGGACAUUGUUUCGUCACCUGGGCUGACAAGUUCCACAUGUACGUGACCUACUGCAGGAACAAGCCAGACUCCAGCUUAUUGAUCCAGCAGCACGGUGCUGGCUUCUUUGAGGAGGUCCAGAGGCGACACGGGCUCGCCAACUCCAUCUCGUCAGCGCUCAUCAAACCCGUUCAGAGGAUCACAAAGUAUCAACUGCUCCUAAAGGAGUUGUUGGCGUGCUGUGAAGAAGGAAAGGGUGAGAUCAAGGAAGGCCUGGAUGUGAUGCUGAGUGUUCCCAAGAGAGCUAACGAUGCUAUGCAUGUUAGCAUGCUAGAAGGUCUUGAAGAGGGCUUAGAGGUGCAAGGUGAACUCCUGCUGCAGGACUCCUUUCUCGUUUGGGAACCAAAGUCUCUCAUCAGGAAGGGGCGUGACCGACACCUCUUCCUGUUUGAGCUGUCACUCAUCUUCAGCAAGGAAAUUAAAGAUUCAUCGGGACGAACCAAGUACCUUUACAAGAGCCGCUUGAGGACAUCAGAACUUGGUGUGACUGAACACAUAGAAGGGGAUCCUUGUAAAUUUGCGCUUUGGGUUGGCAGGACGCCAACUUCGGACAACAAGACGGUUCUGAAAGCAUCGUCCUUGGAGGUGAAGCAGGAGUGGGUCCGCAGCAUUCGCCAGGUGAUCCAGGAGAGGCGGGGUCACCUGCGCGGGGCACUGAGAGAGCCCAUCCCCCUUCCGAAAACCCCCAAUCUGACUCUUGGGCGACAACGCAGCAUCACACGCAGAGAGACCAGCGAAGAUGCCGACAGCUUGGGCGACGCCAGCAGUCAGCCCGACACUGUCUCUAUCGCCUCCCGAACAUCCCAAAACACUGCAGACAGCGACAAGCUGUCAGGAGGCUGUGAGUUAGUGGUGGUGCUGCUGGAUUUCUCCUCUGGGUCACCUGGGGAGCUCAGUGUCCGCUGCGGUCAGACUGUGGAGCUAGUGGAGCGCUCGGCCGAGCGAGCCGGCUGGUGUCUGGUCAGAACCACCGAUCAAACUCCACAACAGGAGGGCUUGUUGCCGAUGAGUGCACUGUGCCUGUCACACUCCCACAGUGCGGCCGACAUGGAAACACUGGUCCCGGCGUCCCCUGCCUCCUCAGGCAAUGCCCCGUCCUGUAUCACCACCACCUCCUUCAGUGCCUCCAAUUCAUCCUCGCUGACAAGCUCUGGGAAGGAUUCUGGACCGUUAACCCCUGAGAUAGUUGGGCUGCACGCUCACCCCACUCAAAGUGGGACAUCCACUGUUGUCUCCAAUGUGGGAGGUGCUCCAGGGGGCGCUGCCAGUUCACCAGCACCAAAACGUAGCGGCUCAGGGACAGGAAACACCUUGAAGCGCUGGUUGACCAGUCCCGUUAGGAGGCUGAGUCAAGGAAAAGCAGAUGGCCAGAAGAAGGCUCCAAUCCGAAAUAGGAGGCGAGACAACAGACCAGAUGUGACUAUGCCUCUCACAGGGAACUCAACAAUGAAGGCGAAGAAGGAGGAAGCAGGACAAAGCGGAGGAGAGGAAGAGCCAGAGGAAGAAAGUCACACCCCUUUGCCACCCCCCAUGCAGAUCAUCAAAGAUCCCAACAACACCGCGGCACUAGACUCAGACCAAAGUUCAGAGUCGGACAGUGAGCACACAAACAAAGCUAUGAGAGGACGCAUGUUUGUAGUGAGCGAGAUGGUCCAAUCGGAGAAGGACUACGUGAAGGACUUGGGUGUAAUCAUUGAGGGCUUUAUGUCAAGGUUGGAUGUCAGAGGAAUCCCAGAGGACAUGAGAGGAAAAGACAAGAUCGUUUUUGGCAACAUCCAGCAGAUCUACGACUGGCAUCGCGAUUUCUUCCUGGUCGAGUUGGAGCGUUGCAUUCAAAAUCACGACCUAUUGGCCGACCUCUUCAUCAGACAUGAGCGUCGCCUUCACAUGUACGUGGUUUACUGUCAGAACAAGCCGAGAUCAGAGUACAUCGUCAUCGAGUAUGAGUCCUUCUUUGAGGAGAUCCAGCAUGAGAUCAGCUGCAGGAUGUCCAUCAGUGAUUACCUAAUCAAGCCCAUCCAGAGGAUCACCAAGUAUCAGCUCCUGCUGAAGGAUUUCUUGAAGUACACGGCCAAAGCUGGGCUGGACUGCGAGGAAAUUGAGAAAGCACUGGAGCUGAUGUCGCUGGUCCCGAAGCGCUGCAAUGACAUGAUGAACCUCGGCCGCCUGCAGGGAUAUGAGGGGAAGUUGACCUCUCAGGGUAAGCUGCUGCAACAGGAGACCUUCUGUGUGUGGGAACAGGAUGGCGGAGUUUUGUCUCGGAGCAAAGAGCGCCGGGUUUUCCUGUUCGAGCGGGUCAUUAUCUUCAGCGAACUCCUCCGCAAAGGAUCCAACAACCCCGGAUACCAGUUCAAGAACAGCAUUAAGGUGAGUUACCUGGCCAUGCAGGAGAGCGUGGAGGGAGACCCCUGUAAAUUUAUGCUGUGGUCUCGCGGCUCGGCGGAGCGCUUCACGCUCCAGGCGUCCUCCACCAGCAUCAAGACCACAUGGGUGGAGAACAUUGCCGCCCUGCUAGAUGCUCAGAACAACUUCCUGUCUGCUCUCCAGUCUCCUAUCGAGUACCAGAAAAAGGAAGGUGGGAUAACAAUGACCCGCCCGCUGUCGUCAGGACGAUCACCUUCAGCCCCACCCACACCAAAUGGCCAUGCUCCUCAGCCAUUGCCCGACAGCGAUCAGGACGUCCAGGAGUUGGUGCUGGUUCUUCAGGACUUUGUGGCCGUACGCGAAGACGAGAUCUGCGUGUUCCGAGGAGAGAAGGUUCAAAUUCUGGCCUCCAACCAACAGGGUCAGAGUCUCGUGUACCGACCAGCAAAUAGCGACUCGCCGGCAGCCGAAGGCUGGGUGGCACGCAGCGCACUCGACACACAAUGACACACACACACACACACACACACACACACACACAAAGAAUCCCUGUAGCAGGUAAAGUUAGGCCCGCCCUCCUUCCUGUGGUUUCAGUGUAAAAACACACCUCCAGACAUCAUCCAUUCAGGACUGCCAUCUGAUUGGUCUCCAAGCCGAUCACAGAUGACACCACAAACUUUGCAUCCGGGAACCUGCCGUUGCCUAGCAACUAGACAGUUUUAAAAAAUAAUAAAAAUAAAAAAAGAACCGGAUCUUUUGGAUGUCUCUGCGUGACUCUGCCCCCGUCAUGACGAGGAUGCACAUACUGUAUAGUGUACUGCAUACAUGCCACUGACUGGAUGAAGAUUAUGAUGAUGGAUAUGAAGAUUAAUGGAAUCUGUUUUUCACCUUAAUAGAGAAACUGUUUGUCAUAUUCGUGUGUGUGAGAGAGGGAGUGUAUGUGUCAGUGUGCGUCUUAGUGGCGUCUUUCUGUGUAGGUUUUUAUCCACUGAUCGUUAGGUGAUGCCCCACUAUAGCAUUGCCAUCACAACCAAGUUGUGUUGGCGGUUAAACCUUUAUUUCAUGAUUUUUGUUUUGUUCUGGCACACCAGAAUAGACCUUUUCAUCAUGUUGUCACACAUACAAGGGUGGCAAGAGACAGCGCAAUCUCCGACGGCACCACUAGUACACAUAUGCUUAAGUGUGCCGCACUCUGGAGCUAUCUGGUGAACAGUCAUUUUGAGACCAUUUGCUCAGCAGGUUUCUCUUAAUGUGUGUGUGUGACAGUGUGUAAUUUUCAGUGAGUUUUCUGCCUCAUGAGGCCUUGAGACAAAAAUCUGAGAUGUUUGAUAUUUUUCACCUCGCUGGGUGAAAAACUCACUGUGUGAACGCUGCUCGAGCAAAAAUGUAGGUGACCAAUCAAAACGCAUAGUCCUGUCACAUGAUUUCAAGAUGGCGGCACCCAGCCCUCGCUGGAGUGGUUCGCAGUCGAGUGUGAAGUGGCACCUCCAAUUCUGAGACCAUGCUUCUCAGUCGAAUGAGGGUGGAGUGCCCUUUUCAGGUCUGAAAUGACGUUCUACCCCAAGUAGAGGAGUUGAAGUAGCUUGGGUUCUUGUUCACAAGUAAGCUAAGAAUGGGAGAUCAACUGGCAGAUCGGCGCAGCAUCUGAAGUGAUGGGGACUCUGCAUUGGUCUGCCGCAGAAGGAGCUGACCCGAAAAGCAAAGCUCUCGAUUUACCACCCUCACUCAUGGUAAGGAGCUGCGAGUUGUAACUGAAAGAACAAGAUCACGGAUAUAAAUGACUGAUAUGAGUUUUGGGAGGGGCUUGGUGUAGAGCCGCUGCUCCUCCGCAUUGACAGGAGCCAGUUGAGGUGGCUCGGGCAUCUGCUUAGGAUGCCACCUAGACGAGGUGUUCUGGGAACAUUCCACUGGGAGAAGGCCCAGAGUAAGACCCAGAACACACUUGAGAGACUGUCUAUUGGUCUUUCUUGGAACAUCUCGGAAAGAGCCGGAAGAGCUGGACGAAGUGGCUGGGGAAAAGGAAGUCCGGGUUUCUCUGGUUAGGUUGCUGCCCCCGUGACCCUUUUCAGCUUCCAGAAGCUGUUGCGGAGCUCUCUGUAAACCCCGCCUGCCCGUAACUUUCAGCUGUCAAUCAAAUAUGUGCCUUCUCUCACAGCUCUGAAGCGGGGAGAGGAGAAUUCCCAGCGAUGCGCAUCGCACACACACGCGGACUGCAGAACCACUGUGUGGCGACAACGCAGCCUCUGAGCCCCAUGCUGGGACAAUUUUCCCUCGUUUGCCUUUGUUUAAAUUCACCUGACAUUGUGCUGCUGUGGCCACCAAAGGGUGCAUGUGCGACGACAGCAGUGUGGUGCACAGCGGACCCCUCGGUGAUUCCGACCCCCAUCUUUCCUCGCCCCACGCCGUCAGGUCCACCAACUGUGUGGCUGACAACCCUAACGCUGUUGUGCGGGACCUCUAGCGAUUACGCUUAACGGCUGGCAAGGGGCCACAGGAUGGCGGAUCCUGUCCGGUUCGCCACUGCCUUGCAACGCAACGUACGUGGGAUCAGACGGCACAGACAUCAUAGCCCAAACAACACAAAACACAAACUGUAGGGAAGAUAGUCAUAGUUUGAUGGCUAACUGCGCAUGAUAUACUGGUAGAACUGGGGCAAGUUAAUGACUAAGGAAGUGGCAAUUCCACCGAAUGGCCACUGCAUUUAAUAAGGGUGCUUGUUGUUUAUUGUGGAGGAGGGAACUCUUGCCAGAAAUUAUACACCCCUCAGCCAGCUUUCAUCGAAAAUUCUGGCCAAUUGAGGUGAUAGAGUUUUAAACUAUACCUCAACAAUUCAUUACUAUACUGUUCUCAGUCUUUGCACAUUUUCAGCAUUUCAAACAUAUGUAAUGUAUUUAGUAACAAAACAUGACAAUGACUUUGGAGGGGACUUUAAUGAAACUGAAAACACUGAUGAAAUUAUGUUACUCAUUUUUAUUGAUGAGCCGUCACCAUCCUGAAGUACCUGUAUGAAGGAGAAUGUGGACGAAGCCAUGUGUACAGAGAAGGGCUGGGCGUGGCGUAUAUGCCAACCUUCUUCACAAGUUACGCCUCGGAGACCCUAAAUCCUUUUGGCAGUAUAGCUGACUGAGUAGCGAAAGUUUGAGAGAGUACUGGAAAUGGUGGGCUGCCUGAUGGCAGUCAUCACUUUUUGAAAUCGAAAGAUCCUCCAUCAUAUAAGCAGGUAUAAUCUGGCCGCUUACUGACCAAUUUAUCCUGAUCUUGAAGAUGUAGUUGCUGAAAACAUUUCUGGGGCCCACCAUCUUGAAAUCGGGUGAACCGAGGAUGCAUUUUGAUUGGCUACCUGUAUUUCUGCCCUCAGCAUGCAGCUCAAAUAGCGCUCACAAUGGUGAUUUUUUUUUUUUUUU
Molecule: messenger RNA, 10338 nt
Organism: Phycodurus eques (leafy seadragon)
Lineage: Eukaryota; Metazoa; Chordata; Actinopteri; Syngnathiformes; Syngnathidae
Product: kalirin-like
Exons: 57
Coding region: 404-7441 (2345 amino acids)
Biological process (GO): axon guidance
Cellular component (GO): cytoplasm
Molecular function (GO): protein binding; guanyl-nucleotide exchange factor activity
Source: RefSeq, a predicted model, not a curated record